CAUAGAAAUGAAUUAGCAAAAACAAUUGAAAGUUGUCAGAGAAUCAGGUCGUACGAAGCUUGCUCUCUCGCUCUUGUUCUUCGCUCGAAUCUUCGCGCGCCACGAUCAGUUGUUCUCAUGGCUUCGAAUAGUAACAAGGAUCUUCUUUCUGGUUCUUCAGACAGCAAAAACGCUAAACCCGAAACAUCCUCCUCGGAGCAACAGGCAGCACGCCAAAGAGUCAGCUCUAUAUUUGAAGACAUACCUCAGGACAAUCCGUUUGAUUUCUCAUCCAUGACUGACAUUCUUAAUGAUCCUAGCAUCAAAGAAUUAGCUGAACAGAUAGCAAAAGAUCCUUCAUUUAACCAGAUGGCUGAGCAGCUUCAACAAUUUCAGAGUCCACCAGCUCAAGAAGGAAUCCAGUUCAAUCCUGAGCAAUACUUUUCCACCAUGCAACAAGUCAUGCAGAAUCCUCAAUUUAUGUCUAUGGCAGAGCGUCUUGGUAGCACAUUAAUGCAGGAUCCAUCUAUGUCUCGCAUGUUUGAGAGUUUUUCUAAUCCAUCGGACAGUGAUCAGCUUGAGGAGCGAAUGGCACAGAUUAAAGAGGAUCCUUCGUUGAAGCCUAUAUUGGAAGAGAUAGAGACCGGUGGUCUACCUUCCAUGAUGAAGUACUGGAAUGAUAAAGAAGUCUUACAAAAGUUAGGGAAAGCAAUGGGUCUUCCACUUCCAGCUGAGGCAGCUUCAUCUACGGACAACGCUGGGGUAGAUGAUUCUGAAGAAGUGGAUAAUGAGGAUGAGUCGGUUGUUCAUCAUACUGCUAGUACUGGUGAUGUCGAGGGUUUAAAAAAGGCACUUUCAUCUGGUGCUGACAAGGAUGAAGUAGAUUCAGAAGGGAGGACCGCGUUGCAUUUUGCUAGCGGAUAUGGUGAGGUUGAAUGUGCUCAAAUCCUCCUCGAGGCUGGAGCAAAAGUGGAUGCUUUGGACAAGAAUAAAAACACUGCCCUUCACUAUGCAGCCGGUUACGGCAGAAAGGACUGUGUGGCCCUACUCCUGGAAAAUGGCGCUGCUGUUACUCUCACAAACAUGGAUGGAAAGACACCAAUCGACGUCGCCAAGCUAAACAACCAGAACGAGGUGCUGAAGUUGCUCGAAAAGGACGCUUUCCUGUAACUAUGAACUCGGCGACACUUAUGUGCAAGUUAUUGCAUCUUCUUGGUACGCAGUGACUUGAUAUGUAAGAACAGUUUCCUUUCCAUUUGGUUCAAGUUCAAGUAUAUUUUUAGGACUGGUGUUGUCUUCGUUUUUGGUGUCCAUGGCUUUGUCACAAUAAUUUUGUAGUUUCAACUGAUUACAUAUACAGCCCUAUUUGUACAUUUGGUUUCGCCCUUUACUACAUGUGGUUUAUUUGUGUUGUAAAUUAUGUCAAGAAUGGGUAUUGCUGAGAAUUCCAUCUCUCUUAGAAUAGAAACUCCAGGGAUAUGAACUAUGCUUA
This is a messenger RNA of Momordica charantia (bitter melon), 1471 nucleotides long. RefSeq names its product ankyrin repeat domain-containing protein 2B. Gene Ontology annotation, molecular function: protein binding. The record is from RefSeq and is a predicted model, not a curated record. Lineage: Eukaryota; Viridiplantae; Streptophyta; Magnoliopsida; Cucurbitales; Cucurbitaceae.